Choloepus didactylus (southern two-toed sloth) is the source of this 5271-nucleotide messenger RNA. RefSeq names its product nuclear pore complex protein Nup153-like. The record is from RefSeq and is a predicted model, not a curated record. Gene Ontology annotation, molecular function: structural constituent of nuclear pore. The transcript has 2 exons. Lineage: Eukaryota; Metazoa; Chordata; Mammalia; Pilosa; Megalonychidae. The coding region runs from base 779 to 4807 and encodes 1342 amino acids. Gene Ontology annotation, cellular component: nuclear pore. Gene Ontology annotation, biological process: protein import into nucleus; RNA export from nucleus.
CUCCCACGGCCGGGCUCCAGGUGAGGGCAGAGAAGUCUGGCAUGCGGGGUGCCAUGGAAGCCUGAGGUGCAGUCUUUGGAAGUGGAUCCCAGAACCUGGUUCAGUGGGGUGGGGAGGGGUCACAGAGUUGUUUCAUAUAGGUGGGUUUUUUUUUUCUCCCUGCGUGUUGGCGACUUGUGUAUGCAUCACCUCCGGCUUACUCGCGAUAAGUGCAAGUACAUGCAUGUCAUGUUACGGAGUGUAUACGGCCGAUGGCAGUAGCACUGUGGGCACUGUGUGCAGAGAGGAUGGGUCAGCGGGCAUCGCUGGUGGCAUUAGCCAUCUCAGCGCUGGCCAAGGCUUCAGAAGAAGAAUCCCCAAGGCCAGCGUUUGAGUUGGGCCUCCAUAAUGCUGGGAGCUGCUCCCUGUCUUCUGGGAGAGAUCUCCAUGGAGACCGCCCCACCCACAGAAGUGGAAUUGUGAGGAGGCAGCAUUGUCUUCUGGGAGAGAUCUCCAUGGAGACUGCCCGACCCACAGAGGUGGUAUCUGCAGGAGGCUGCAGUACUGGAGCCACCUCUUGGCUUUCGGUUGCUGGCACCGUUGCCCACUCCCCUAGCGGGCACGGUCACUCUACUCUUCUUCCUAACCUCGCGCUCCCUGUUGUACCUGUGCCCCCCAGUUUGGGCAGUGCUGUUAGACAUUGGGCUGGGCCGGGGCCAGGUGGGGCUCUGCGGCCUUUGCCUCUGCCUCUCCUGCCCUUCUUACCCGCCCCAGAGCUGGAAGCGGGGCAGCCUCUGCCAUGGCCUCCGGAUCCCCACACAUAGGGGGCAGCGGAAAGAUCCGGACGCGGUGUUGCCACCCCGGUCCCGUGACGCCUUACUCGCAGGGGCGACGGCGCCAGCUGGGUGUUCUUAGCAGCGUUACAGAAUGUCUUCAGAAUAACGUGCCAGCAUGGCUACAGAGAUAUUUCAACAAGAACAAAGAUGUAUGCAGCCGCACAACAGAUGCCAAGGAGACACCAUGUUCACGAGAAAUUAGGGAAGGUGACCAAGUAAAGUGUGCCAGUGAGGAGAGCUCUAAUAUUAAUGAUGGGAGGAUCACCAGUGAGCCAACAGUCGGUAAGACAGAAGACGCCUCAACAACCAGCCCUGCUUCAAAUUAUGCAGGCGAAUUAGACAGGCCUUCUCUUCGUCGGAGCCACUUGAAUUUCUCUGUGUUGGUACCUCCUCCUUUGUCCUUUCAGCUGUCCACAUCAUCAGCAUUCCCAAUUGGCAGUUCCCUUAGAAAGGAAAUUAUAGACUCUACCUCUCAGCAUGGUGAUGAUAACAUGUCAACUAGCCAUCCUUGUCAUUUUUCAACAAGAGGUUCCAAUAAAGCUAUGGCUGCUUCAAAGAAGCCUUCAGUGCCACCUCUGUGGUCCCCAGAGGCUGAACAGUCUCAUUCACUCUCACAGCACACUGCCACCAGGUCAAGAAAACCAGCAUUCAGCUUGUCUGCAUUUGGGACACUUUCCCCUUCAUUUGAGAAAUCUUUGAUCUUUAAAACAAGUAGGCAUGGAGAUCCUCCUUGUUAUCUUGGAGGAACAACAUAUGGUGGGGCAGCAGCUGCUGUAAGACAUUCUAAACUAGGAAGGACCCCUUAUCAGGCACCAGUAAGAAGACAGAUGAAAGCUAAGCAGCUCAAUGCACAGUCCUAUGGUGUGACUAGUUUAGAAGCUCGGCGAAUAUUACAGUCUGUAGAGAAGAUAUCAGGACCGCUAGCAGAUGUUUCUUCCAUGCAUUCUCCUCUUGAUAGGAGUUGGAUAGAUAGCACAGAUUUUGGGGCCAAAAGGGAUAAGGUGGAUUCUCAGUAUCCUGUUCAAAAAUUCAGGUCCCCAAAGCCAGUUUCCAGAGCAACGUAUCAAAGUCUUUAUUUUAAACCAUCUCUGACCCCAUCUCAUGAAUUGAGGAAGGCUAAUCAAAGAAUAGUUAAAAACCACAGUACUCAUGAAAACAGUAUGACACCAGGACAAAAUAGAGAACAAGAAAGUGGCUUUCCAUAUAGAAAUCUGCAAGUUCCUGCACCCAAUGGAUUAUCUUCUGGAGUAGGUAGUAGAGGUGGCAAAAUUAGACAGGAGAGAACACGCUUACUUGCAUCUAAACCACCAGUGAAGGAAAUGGAAGUACGAGGAAUAUCAAAACUCUCUCUACCGAUCACCAGUUCUUCACUGCCUGCAUUCAGUAUUCAUUGUCCUUUGAUGACAACUUCCUCUCCAGCUCCCAUGAGUCCUUCACAAUCAGUAACAGAUAAGGUACAAAUGAUUUCUCCGAGCAGCAGUGGCAGUGCCGUGUUUAGAUUUUCUUCUCCCACUGUAAAAUCUACUGUGGCAGAUGUACUACCUUCUUCAUCUACUGAAUUUACAAUUAGUAUGCCUGUUGCAAAAACAGAACUUCCAGACACCAGUAUUACUUCAGAACCUAUUAUAAGUACUUCAGCUCAAGAUAUCACUGAAGCAAAUAGUAUAAGCCAUAAGAGGAAGCUAGAUGAAGAGUAUUAUAAGGGCCCUUCUAGACCUGUAAAAACCUGGAAAGAAGGAAGAGUCCUAGAUGUGAAAAACCCUGGUUUCAUAUCACCAAAGGUAGAUGCUUUUGCUGCUCAGCCUACCAUGACAAGCCCAGCAGCUUAUACAAAACCAGGCGUAUGUAGGUUUUCCUCUAGUGGAACUGGACUUGGGGAAAGUUUAAAAGCUAGAUCAUCAUGGCGCUGUGAUACAUGUCUACUCGUGAACAAAGUUACUGACAAGUGCAAAUCCUGUCAAGCCGCCAAGUUGCCACCUAGAGAUACCGCUGAACAGACAGCCAUUGGGACACGAAGAAAAAGUGGCAAACCAACCAUUUCUGCAUCAGGGGCAGGCUUUGGGGACAAACUUAAAGUGAAAUUACAAACUUGGGUUUGUGAUACGUGUUUAGUGCAAAAUACACCUGAAGCAAGAAAAUGUAUAGCUUGUGAAACAUUCAAACCUGGAACUGGUGUCAGCCGGUUCCUUCCACUGCUAGUGGCUUCAGAAAGUGCCGUGAGUAUGACUGCUUCAUCUCCUAGCUGCACUGUGACCACUGGUGCCUUAGGAAUUGGAGAUGAGUUCAGAAUGCCAGUAGGAUCUUGGGAGUGUCGAAUAUGCUGUGUUUGUAAUAAUGCAGAGGACAAUAGAUGCAUGUCCUGUAUGUCCAAGAAAACAGAGCGCUCAGUACCUGCUUCAAGUAGCAGCAGUGUAUCUGUUGGUCUUUGUUCUGGGGGCGGCGUAGGGUUGGAGAAGUUGAGGAAUCGUAAGGGAAACGGGGACUGUGAAGUAUGCCUAGUGCAGAAUAGAGCAGAUUCUGCCAAGUGUGCAGCAUGCAAAAGUGCCAAGCCAGACACAACAGGCACGAAAUCUGAGUUUAAAGGUGUUAGCAAAUGUUCAUCAUCUUCAAACCCAGCCCCCUCAUGUUUCAAAUUGGGAAACUCAUCACCGUCUUCUGGGCCUUCUCUGAUUUCAACAAGUACUGGAAACUUUCAAUUUGGAGAUCAGAGAGGCUUCAAAACUAGUGUGUCUUCAGAUUCUGGAUCCAAAGAUGCAGUGAACAGAGGCUUUCAAUUUGACAAAUCCACCAAGAAACCUCGUCAAGUUCCCUCUGAAGUUGUUAUCUUUGGCACAAGUGCUAUUAACCAUGAUCCAGCUGCUGCUAAUACUGCAGUGACCUCUCAGAGCAAGAGAAGCUUCAGUUUUAGAACCGUAGAAGCCAAAAGUGUUUCAUUGGCUCCAGACGCGUGUCAGACAUCAGAUGUAGAAAUGGAGGAAUCGUGUCAGACAUCAGACGUAGAAAUGGAGGAAUCAUGUCAGACAUCAGACGUAGAAAUGGAGGAAUUGCCUCCAGUCAAAGGAAGGUUUGCUUCUGGCAAUAUGGCAUCUGCCUCUGUGCCACCUGCCUCAGCGUUCACUUUGGGAGGGACAGGGGAGAAACAGCAACAGCGUGUCACUUCUGCUACUCCUGCGUAUGGGAUGAAAACUGAUAAAGAAGAGAGAAAGCAGAAGCGACGGUUUCCCUUUGGCAGUUCAACGCCCAGCAAAGAUGGCAGUUGUUCACAGUUGGCAUUUGGUUCCAAUACGAUAAAACGAUCUGAGAAGGCAUCUGAACACUCAAGGAGGGCCGCUUUUGCUUUUGGAGCUCGAACCAAUACUGCAGCUGAUCAAGGAAUAGCAAAGCCAGUUUUCAGUUCCUUGAACAACAGUUUCUGUGGUUCAAGGACAUCAGCCACUUCAGCAGGUAGUGGCAUAUUUGCUAAUUCCACCCCUUCCUCCAACCUACCUGUGGCCAGCAAUCACAUUAGCAGUUCUGCCCUUGGUAACUUUGCUGGACCCAGCACAUCUCAGUCUUUGCUACUUUCUCAGCAAAAUAGCACUGUUACAGCUGUCACCCCAUUUGGCUUAGGUCCAGGAGUCAUGAGUAAUAAUACUUCAACCUCUGCUUUCAUCUCUGGAGCUACAACAUCAUCUAGCUCUGCAGGCUCCUACUUUGUACUUGGCACUGGACCUUCAACACCAUCUGCCGGUCCAGCAUUUGGUGCUAACCAGACCCCAACACUUGGACAAAUCCAUGGUACCAGCCAGCAUCAUUCCCCAGGCUUUGGAUCCACAGCCUCUUCCACGGCAGUAUUCGCAACUGGUUCCCAGCCUGCACCACCACCUACUUCUGGCAUGGCGUCAAGCAGAAACCAGACUCCUGUGUUUGGACAGCAGCCUAGUCAGCGUGCAUUUGGCUCUAGAACAACUCUGGAGUCAGGACAAAAGACUGCUGUUAAACGCAAGAAAUAACGUUCACAAUGGUGAUAUGCACUACAGUUUUAUUCAUAAUGAAAACACGGACAUACCAUACAAUUACUAAAUGGAGAAGUUGAUAGAUCUGAAAGGCCCUUAGGAUGGACAUCUUUAAUCAGUCUUCCUCCAUCAGAAAACUGUAGUGCACAGUACACCUAACUCACUCACUUCACACAAACACAGCAGAAACAGCAUUGAAUUCAUUUCAACAUCCCCUAAUCUAUACUGAUGACUGAAGCUUCAAAAAAAUCACCGAUGAUCCAGGAAAUCACUCAUUAAUCUAGUCUCUUCUGGUUGUCCCCAGAAGACUGCCCAGUUCCAACUGGCUGUUCAUGGAACCUCUUCAUCUGCACCACUCAUGUGCAUCGAUGUGCAUUUGUGGAAUGCUGUGAAACUGUAAUUAUAUCUGAGGAAUUUAUUUAUUUAUUUAUUUUACUUUUCUUCUGACGUGUUGAUUUUUA